UUUUCCUUCUCUGAAUUUUCCUUCCUGCCCUUAUUUUUUAUUUAAACUUUUCAUCCAUAUUUAAACUUUUUUGUAACUUGUAUAACUUUAACCCCGCCAUGUCUCUCAUCGACCUACCUCAUCUCAAGCUUAGCCAGCCCUUAUCCAAAACGCCUGGGAUAUUCCUUCUUGAACUAGCUCACUCUGAUGAAAAUCGGUUCACAAUAGAAUUCGUCCAAGAAAUAACCCACGCCCUCGACCGCAUCGACGAAAUCCUCGAUACACUCCCGCCAACCCAAGCCGAACUCGGCGGUGCUCUAAUAACCACAAGCAAAGGGAAAUUCUACAGUAACGGGUUAGCCAUAGAAGCAGCCAUACAUCAAGGAGAUGCAUUUUACUUACCAUAUAUGAGAAUGCUCGCUCGCAUAUUGACUUUUAGAGUGGCCACGGUGGCGGCUAUCAAUGGUCAUGCGUUUGCUGGUGGUUGCAUGUUUGCUUUGGCGCAUGACGUGCGCGUUAUGAGGUCUGAUAAGGGGUGGAUGGCUAUGAAUGAGAUUCAACUGGGGAUUCCACUGAUUCCUGGAAUGGCCGCUAUUGUUCGGUGCAAGAUUAAUAAGCCGGAUGUUUUGAGGAACUGCGUUAUUGCUGGAAAGAAGUUUACUGCACAGGAGGCUGUAGAUGCUGGGUUUGUUGAUAGGGCUGUGUCUGUAGAGGACCUGGACAGCGUGGCGUUGAAGUAUGCUGAGCAGAUGGCCCCGCUCGCAAAGGGCCUUACUGAGGUCAUGUAUUUAAUCAAGGCUGAGACUUAUCGGGAUACCGUCGAGUUACUUUUGAGCGGUGGAACCAACCCCGCUGGUUACAUUGGGGCUAGGAAACUACUUGCCAAGCUAUGAGAAAUUGGAUAUUUCGCAUUCUAUAAUUGUUUUUCUCAAAUAAAAUGACUUUU
Messenger RNA from Kickxella alabastrina, 925 nucleotides. RefSeq names its product ClpP/crotonase-like domain-containing protein. Gene Ontology annotation, cellular component: peroxisome. Lineage: Eukaryota; Fungi; Kickxellomycota; Kickxellomycetes; Kickxellales; Kickxellaceae. Gene Ontology annotation, biological process: fatty acid beta-oxidation. The transcript has a single exon. Bases 99 to 872 code for a protein of 257 amino acids. Gene Ontology annotation, molecular function: delta(3)-delta(2)-enoyl-CoA isomerase activity; enoyl-CoA hydratase activity. The record is from RefSeq and is a predicted model, not a curated record.